Molecule: messenger RNA, 637 nt
Organism: Anopheles maculipalpis
Lineage: Eukaryota; Metazoa; Arthropoda; Insecta; Diptera; Culicidae
Gene: or
Product: AP-3 complex subunit sigma-2
Exons: 3
Coding region: 51-626 (191 amino acids)
Biological process (GO): intracellular protein transport; Golgi to vacuole transport
Cellular component (GO): AP-3 adaptor complex; intracellular membrane-bounded organelle; membrane coat
Source: RefSeq, a predicted model, not a curated record
GCAGCAUCUCCGGAGCCAGCACAGCCAGGCUCUCGAAGACAUAGGACGUCAUGAUCAAAGCGAUACUAGUGUUCAACAACCAUGGCAAGCCGAGACUGUCCAAGUUCUAUCAGUAUUUUAAUGAAGACAUGCAGCAGCAGAUCAUAAAGGAAACAUUCCAGCUCGUAUCGAAACGGGACGACAAUGUGUGCAAUUUUCUCGAAGGUGGAAGCCUGAUUGGUGGUUCCGACUACAAACUCAUCUACCGACACUAUGCGACAUUGUACUUUGUGUUUUGCGUCGAUUCGUCCGAAAGCGAGCUGGGCAUUCUCGAUCUGAUACAGGUGUUUGUGGAAACGUUGGACAAAUGUUUCGAAAAUGUGUGCGAGCUUGAUCUGAUCUUCCACGCCGAUGCCGUACAUCACAUCCUUUCCGAGCUGGUGAUGGGUGGGAUGGUGCUGCAGACGAACAUGUCCGACAUUCUGGCCCGCAUCGAGGAACAGAACAAGCUGCAGAAACAAGAGGCCGGCAUAUCGGCUGCCCCGGCCCGAGCCGUCAGUGCGGUGAAAAGCAUGAACCUGCCGCAGCAAAUCAAGGAUAUCAAGCUGCCCGAUUUGCCCCAAGCGAUCAAAGAUCUGAAGUUCUGACCAAACCACAA